Molecule: messenger RNA, 3769 nt
Organism: Clunio marinus
Lineage: Eukaryota; Metazoa; Arthropoda; Insecta; Diptera; Chironomidae
Source: the annotation of a GenBank genome assembly
AAUCACGAUAUUUAAUCAAUUUAAAUAAGUUUAUUCGUUGUUAAACGAUGGAUAAGCAACAGAUUUUUCUAUCCAACAACAUAUUCGAUAUAGAUAGUGCACUAGAUAGAUUAGAAGAGAACUUAUUUACAAGUUGUGAAGAAAAGUCAGAAAUUAGUACCGAACCAUUAAAUCAACAGACGAAAUCUGAAAUUAAAGAGAGACAACAACAAAACAAAGAAUCGUCUGAGGAGAAUGGAAAUCUGACGUUUUCGGAUGAUUAUACGUCAGAAGUUCCAAGUGUUCUGGAUGUCAAAACAGAUGAAAAGGAAGAAGUGAAUGUUGAAAAAGAUGUGAUAAGGUCAGAGAUUCUUGACAACGGAAUUUCAUCGACAACUUCGUUUAGUGUUGACGACAAAUCAUCAGAAUGUAUUUCAAGCUCCACAAAUUCUGAAGAAGAUUCUUCAAGCGCUGUUGGUGAUGGAUUUCAGAACAAUGAAAUUUCGUCACAAAUUACGACACAUUUGGAUAAUGACGACUCAAGACGUCUUAUCAGUGAUGAGUCGUCAAAUCAACCUGAUGAUGUUGUUGAUGAUCAGCCAGUAACAACCGACUUAACACUCACGAAAACAGUCGAAUUAACUGAAAACGAGCCCGAUCCGAUACCUGAAGUGAAAAUUUCUGUACAACAAACAGAAUCUGAACAAACAUGCAACAUAAUUCAACCUGAGAUUGUUAAACCAGAUGAAGAAUUAAAACAUAUUGAAGAAGCGAAUGAUUUCAAAGAAAUGUCAAUAAAUAACUUUGAAUCAACGAUGGAUGACAUUUCCGAUGCUGAACUUGAAAGUCUUGAGCAAGAACUUGAAGAUAUUGUUGCAGUUGCUGAACAAAAUGUCGAAAAAGUCAACAAUGAGAAAGUUGUGAAAGAAUUGGAAGAGUCAAUUGAGAAAACUGUUGAGAUUGAAGCUUUUGAAGUGAAAUCUCAAGCAUCAGAGGUUCAAGUUCCAAAAGUUGUCGAGACUCCCACUAAAGUUGAAGAUUUGAACCAAGCUGAGAUUGAUAAACCUUUGGAAGCUGUUGAAGUUAAGCCAGAAGCUUCAAAAACUUCGGAAGAGCUUUAUGAAAAUCCAUCAGAGAUUCCCGAAGAGUCUGUGAUGUCUGAGAUGAUUGAUGAGCAGAAAGAGUCGUCGGCUUCUGAAGCACAAGAUGCUUUGGAACCACAAGAAUCAUCAGUAGAGCCAGCUGAGUCUGCUGCACCUGUCGACGCUGAUUCAGUUUUAUCCACAAGCUCAACUGAUGAGUCAACGUCAAUUCAAAAUCUUCCGUCACAAUCCAAUGAAGACUUCUCUAUCAACGAGUCAAACUCAACGGGAAGUUUAACUUCAGCUCCUGAUUUAGGUCGCGUUCCACCUUAUUGGAUUCCUGACGACAUGACCGAUCAAUGUAUGCAAUGUGAUGCCAAAUUUUCUCUCAUCAAACGACGUCAUCAUUGUCGUGCUUGUGGACUUCUUCUCUGUUCCAGUUGUAGUAGUCAAAAAUUCUUCUUACAUUAUGCUGGUCGUGACGAACGCGUUUGUUUGAGUUGCUUUGAGACACUCUCAAAAGCCCAACAGCAACAACAAAAUCAUCCAAGAAAUCCAAAUCCAGCUAAUCCGAUGGAAUAUUGUUCCACGCUUCCACCACAGCAACAAGUUAAUGCAAGUUCGAUUCAACCACCAACUGUCAUGGUUCCAUCGGGCGUUCUGAAGCGUGGUCCAAAAUCAUCUGAGAGAAAAAGUGUGAUUUUUAGUGAUGGAAUUCGUCCUGGAACUGAUCUUGAUGAGCCAACAAGCAGCUCAAGUCCAAGAGCAACACCAGAAAAGCCACCAAAGUUAAACAUGCCAACAAUGAAUGAGAAGACAAACAGUUUCAUUCCCGAACAUUCGAAUGAUUUGCCACCUGUGUUAACGAAGGAAUCUGAAUUUCAUUACGUUGAUAACAGUCUUCAACUUCUUCAACGUCUUCGUCAAGAGGAAUUGAAAUUUGCUAUUAAUAAAAAUUUUUACGUGACAGUAAAAAUUGUUACAUUGAUUUGCUGCACUAAUAAAACUGUUAUCAACUUCUCAACAUCUGGAUUACUGACUGUGCGACAAGACGAACUGAUGAUUCUUCUUGAACUUAACGAUGAUAUGAUUCGACUACCGAAAGAAGUAUUUUUGCAUUUGAACGAAAUUUAUGGGCGUGCUGAUAAGCAGUCGAUUGUGAUUAAAGAAUAUGGACAUAGCCAAGCAUCGUCUAAUAAUUUUUUGGGAGCUUUUGGUGGGUUUUUGUUUAUUAAGCCAAGUUUUCAAUGCCAACAAUCGCUGACACUUCCAGAACAACCCUAUCUGAUAGGACUUUUAGUUCAUAAAUGGGAGAUUCCAUGGAUGCGACUUUUUCCACUUCGUCUUAUUCUUCGACUUGGAGCACUUUAUCGUUAUUAUCCAACACCAAUUCUUUCAAAUGUUAAUCGUGAGCCAGUUUUUGCUGAGAUUGGAAAUACAGUGAUGAAUUUUCUUGUUGAUUUUCGCAACUUCUCGUACACAAUUGACAUCAUCAAAGGCCUGAACAUUCACAUGGAAGAGCGUAAAACGUCAGUUUUUAUUCCAAAAAAUCGUUACGAUCAAAUCAUGAAAGUCAUUAAUAAUUCGAGUGAUCAUCUUUUAGCUUUUGGUGCUGACUUUAGUAAGCAAGCUGAUGGACAUUUAGUUUGCAUCCAAAACACCGAUUCGGGAACAUCUGAGUCGCUUUCGUACUCAACUCAAGCGAUUAAUAUUCAAGGUCAGAAUCGUAUUCAUACUGGUGCAAGUUUUCUUAUUCUCAAUGGAGCACUUAAAGCGUCGAGUGGUCUAAAAGCCAAAUGCAGUAUUGUUGAAGAUGGUCUCAUGAUUCAAAUCUCGUCAACAAAAAUGACAAAUGUUCGUGAUGCUUUGCGUAACAUGAAAGAUGUUGAGAUCUCAUGUGGACCGAUUGAUGAACAGCAGAAGGAAGCUGAAGAAACGGUUUCAAUUGAAUGGGUUGCUGAUGAUGUAAACUUCAAUCUUGGAGUGUUGUCGCCUAUUGAUAAUCAAAAACUUGAAGGAAAGGAAAGCAUAAGAAUGCGAGUAGACUUUUCAGGUCCAAAUCAUACAAAAAUGCUUCGUUGGAGCGAAGUUUUCUUAUUAGAAUCUGAUGAUGACAUUGGACAUAUUAACGAUGAUCAUUUGAAUUACUCGAAGGUUGCUGAAUCUAUUGCGAAAGCAAGUGGGAGUGCUUUGCUUCCGUUCUUGGAUCUUAUGGCAGUUAAUCAGUUAAAGAAAAUUGGAAUUCGAGUAACACUAGGAGAGAAUAUCAAAUAUUUAGCUGGUUCUGGUGGUGUGACUUUAUCUCCAAUCUACAUGAAUGCUUUAGAUAACGAAUUGAUUGGCGUAAUCCAUCGUCAAGCAUCGUCAAUGGCACGACCAGAUGCAAUCAUGACGCUCGAGCUGAUCUUUUAUAUUCUUAACAAAUAAAUAUUCAUCUCUUCGUAUAUUCUUCUUCUUCGUGUUCAUCUUCACAUAGCUAAAGAGAUUUUCAUUUGAAAUAAAAGAGUUUCCUUGGAAGAGAAAAUAUUGUCAUUAUAUUAUUUGUUUAUCAUAUUAUCGCUAAAAGAUAACAUGUGGAAAUAAAACAAAGUUUGUUAAUAACGCUGUUAAUGUGAAAUAUUUAUUUACUUUUUAAUAAAGAUCAGGGCUUGGAAUGGGAAGUUGAAAAAUUUCUCAAUAAGAAUUAAAAAGUGAAGAAUAAAAUUUAC